Molecule: messenger RNA, 3768 nt
Organism: Hansenula ciferrii
Lineage: Eukaryota; Fungi; Ascomycota; Saccharomycetes; Phaffomycetales; Wickerhamomycetaceae
Gene: RAV1
Product: Rav1p
Exons: 2
Coding region: 1-3768 (1255 amino acids)
Biological process (GO): vacuolar acidification
Cellular component (GO): RAVE complex
Molecular function (GO): protein binding
Source: RefSeq, a predicted model, not a curated record
AUGACGUUGAGCUUUGUGCCUGGUGAUCCCAACCAGGCUUACCAAGCGUGGAGACUUCGCACAAAAUUAAUUGAUCCAAAUGACCAUUCACCGGUUAAUACUUUGAGUUGGGGUGUUCAAGAGGAAAUUGUCAUAGGAUCUGACUUCCUAACUCUUUGGAAUCUGAGGAAGGAAUAUGGUGAAACACAUACGAGAAUUUUAUGGAGCAAGCUACAGGCUAACCCUGUAUAUAUCGCUAAGAUUACGCAGGAUUCAUCAUUGAUUGCAAGUUGUGGAAAGUAUGAUAAGCUUCUGAAAGUAUGGAAUAGAGUUCUUUUUGGUGAUAAUUCGUUAUUUGAUAUGACUUAUCUGAUGCAUCCAACAACAAUCACAAAUUUAAGAUGGAAAACACAUGAUUAUACGAAUCUACCCACUAGUGAUUCCUAUACAAAUACACUAUACUCGUUGGGCAGAGAUUCAGUGCUAAGAAUAUGGUCAAGCUACGAAUAUGAGAAGACACAUUUGAUACAGCAUUGGGGCUCUUUGAACCUUUAUAACGACUCUUGUAAAAAAGAAGGCAAAAGAUUCGUUAAUAUUGUCGAUGAUUAUUUGGUUACCAAAGCUUUGAAAUCUGCUUUAUCACGGAUGUAUAGUGAACAGCUCAUUGAAAUCCAAAAACGACAACCUGACAUGGCGUUUGUUGCUGAUGAAAACAGUAACAUUACAGUUAUAGCAAUUGAAAAUUUAUCUCAGAAUCCACCUAAACUAAUGAGCACGGCAGUGCUGAAAACGCUGAAAUUUUAUCCAAAGGCUUUUGUUUCGAACCCACAAUUUAUUAAUUUCGCUGAAACCAUCAUAAAUGAUGAAGGUGAUUUGUCUGUCAUUAUUCAUGAUCUUAAUGGUGUUAUAAGGCAUACUUCAAUUGACUUGAGAUUUUUAGUUGAUCAUGCAGAUAUAAAUCAGGUUGGUUUCCUAGCUCACAAACUUACUGGACAUAAAAAGUCGAUUAAAGAAAUCAUAAGAACAGUCGAUGGUGAAGCUAUGCUAACUAGGAGUAGAUUUACUGAAAAUGCUAUAUGGAUCCCACAACAUUUGAAAAAUGGGGUAACAUUAGCCAAAAAAUCUAUUGUUAAUACUCCUGCACCAAUAUCAAAAGCUGUAAUGCUAGAACGUGGUGAUAUUCUGCUGACUUUAUGCAGUGAUAAGCUUCUCUUAUGGAACACAAGUCUUAAAAUUGCUGAGAUUAUAGGAUCUUUUGAUAUCAAUACCCAAGAAGAACCAUUGUCGUUUUCAAGCAUACCUUUCAAACAACAUGAUCACAAUAAGCAUUACGUUGCAGCUAUUUUUAAAACACAUAUCAAAGCAUGGCUGGUGGAAGGUAAAAGUCUAAUUGAUAUCCCAGCUGAAUCUCCCCCAUUCGAUGCUGACACCAUCCAUAUUAUAGCUCCGAUUGAUCCAGUGGGAAGUAAGUUUGAAUCUAUUCGCCCAAUUUUAUCAACUAUAACAAAGAAUGGUAUUUUACAAUGUUAUAAUUCCGUGAUUGAAAACGGCAAACUUAAAUGGUAUGAAAGUACCCGUUUAGAAACAGAUAUUUUAAAUGCUUCCUAUAUAAGAGGGUCAUCUGUGAACAAAUUUGCAAUUGUGGACGAAACAAGAAAAAAACUUACUAUUUGGGACUUGAAAACUAAAGUUCUAGAGUACGAGGAAGUCCUAGAAAGUAAUGUUAAAGAUAUUGAUUGGACAAGUACAGAAGGGAAACAAAGUAUGUUGGCUAUUGGGUUUGACGACUAUUCAUUGCUUUACACACAAUUAAGAUACGAUUACACAAAUAAACAUCCACCUUUUCAAGUUAUAAAGAAAAUUGAUGUUUCAAAGUACACUACACACAAAAUUGGUGACUCCAUUUGGUUGAAAGAUGGUACUUUGGUUAUAGGUACUGGUAAUCAAAUAUUUGUUUCUGAUAAAACACUUGAUGUUGAGACUGAUAAAUUCACAAAAAAAUCAUUAGGAUCUAGAAAUAUCGUUUCAAAUGAUUUGUUAAACUUAUGUUCCGUCUUGAAUGGUCCAUUGCCUCUAUAUCAUCCACAGAUUCUUAUUCAAACACUGUUCAAUAAAAAAAUAGAGAUUGUCAAAGAGAUUUUGUUACGUUUAUUUUUGAAAAUUCGUGAACUUGAGGCAAAAGAUAAACCAAUAAAUUUAUUAGGAUCUACAUUGGGCUUUGAUAUUUCUAAGUUUUUUGACUUAGAAUACCAUGAGGAAUCUUUUGAAGAACCUUAUACCUCAUUUGAUGACAAUGUUGCUGAUCUCUUGAAGGAAAAACUUACACUGCACACACUGCCUUAUGUCACUAGACAUCAACAGAUAACAUUAGUCAGUACGAUUGAAGCUGUUCAGGAAAUCAUUAAAAAUAGUUUAAGUUUGGAUGAUAAUGGUUUGAGAUUUUUACUAGGGAUGAAAUUGUUUCAAUUACAUAAAGGAAAACAAGAGAAACUAACAAUGAGAGAUAUAAAUUGGGCAAUGCAUAGUGAGAAUAAAGAAUUAUUGUUACAGCUAGUUGAGACCUCUGUUAAGGACCAAAGAAUUACUUGGACAGUUACCAAAGAGUACGGUUUAGCUUAUUGGUUGAAAUAUGAUGAUUUAGUUUCAACUAUCGAAAAAGUUGCAAGAAAUGAGUUCAUCAAUGACGAUAAGAAAGACCCAAUCAAAUGUUCAGUGUACUAUUUAGCCUUAAAGAAGAAGCAAAUUUUAAUUGGUCUUUGGAGAACAUCUUUUGGUCAUCCUGAGCAACAAAAGAUGAUGAACUUUUUGAAGAAUGAUUUCAAGGAGAAAAGGUGGCGUACUGCAGCACUGAAGAAUGCAUUUGUUUUGUUGAGUAAACAUAGGUAUUUAUUGGCAGCUUGUUUUUUCUUGCUGGCAGAUAGCUUGAAGGAUUCAGUGAAUGUUUUGAUUAAACAAGUUCAAGAUUUUGAUCUUGCAUUGGCAGUUUGUCGUAUUUACGAGGGUGAUAAUGGUCCAGCUCUUCAGGAUUUGUUGAAGAAGAACUUACUUUCUAACGCCAUUUCUUUAGGGGAUAGAUGGACAACUAGUUUUAUAUUCUGGAAACUAAAGCAACAAUCAAGGUCUAUUCAAGCUUUAGUGAAGUCACCAAUUGAUUGUGUUAGUGAUGAUGAGAAAAAAGAGGUUGUAAUCAGUGAAAGAUCAAAGUUCUUUAUUGAAGAUGAUCCACUGUUAUUGACUUUGUACCAAGAUUUAAGAGAAAAAAAUCUACAUUAUUUUCAUGGAUCAUUGGGUAUUAAACCAGAACAAGAAUUUGAGUUUAUCACAAGAGUCGCCGCUAUAUAUACUAGAAUGGGCUGUGAUUUAUUAGCUGUGUCAUUAGUUAAAAGCUGGACGUUCUUAAAGUCUGAAGAUUUCAAAAAAAAACAGAGUUAUGUUUCUUUAAAAUCUGCACUCAAUGGAGCUGAUUCCACUCCUGUAAAAGCUAGUGCUCCUGGUGGAAGUAUACUGGAAAAAUACGGACUAUCACCUUCUGCUAGAAGAAGAUCAAGCUUCAUCAUAAACUAUCAAGACACUAAAGAUCAAGAAGAACCGGAACAUUUUCCAAAGGGUCAUACAAAAGAAAAUGGUGGUGUUGGACUCAGUAUAUUAGAAAAAUAUGGAUUAGCAUCCAAUUCUAAGAGCACAGAAGACGAGAAGAGUAAUGGAAAUGAUAUUAAAGCUUCGAAAGCACCACCUCCAAAAGCUGCUUUCCAAGAACCAGAUAUGAGUGCAUUCAAUUUUGGAUUUUAA